Messenger RNA from Phaedon cochleariae (mustard beetle), 865 nucleotides. NCBI's taxonomy places the organism in Eukaryota, Metazoa, Arthropoda, Insecta, Coleoptera, Chrysomelidae. The record is from the annotation of a GenBank genome assembly.
AUUCCAUCCGAAUUCGUAAAAAAGUUCAAAUAUUUCAACUUCAUUGCGAUUUUCGCUGUCGCCAUUUCAUUCGCAUAAAUCUUGCGGAAUUCGAACAAGCAUGAACAUACCUUUUAUCUUGGUGUACACCUUACUAUAUUUUACUCAUUUCAGUCGAUCGGUCGGUUCACAAGAUCCACCAAGGAAAGAUGGCUUACUGAGAAUUUAUUCAAUGAAAUUUUGUCCCUAUGCUCAAAGACCUCUGUUGGUUUUGAAAGCAAAAAAAAUACCCCAUGAAGUUGUAAAUAUCAAUUUGUUUAAGAAGCCUGAAUGGUAUUUCAAAAUACACCCAGAAGGUAAAGUACCAGCUCUUGUUGAUGGCUCCAAGGUAAUUGUCGAAAGCUUAGACAUCUGUGACUACCUAGACGAAAAAUACCCAGAAAAUCCAUUGUACCCUGCUGAACCAGAGGCCAAGAACAGAGACAAGGAAGCAAUCAAACUUGUGGCCCUUGUUACCAAUGCUUUUGCCAAAUGUGCCUACACGAAUGAAACUGGAACCCCAGAGGGAUGGGUCAAGCUGUUAUUGCCCCCCUUGCAGGAUUUGGAGGAUGAGCUUGCCAAAAGAGGGACCAAGUUUUUUGGGGGAGACAAGCCUGGCAUGGUUGAUUUUAUGUUGUGGCCUUGGGCAGAACGUUCUGGGUGCAUAGGUAUCAGAUUAGGCUACAAACUGCCUUUCAGAAAUGAGGAUCUCCUAUUGCUGCGUCAGUGGAAGAAGGACAUGAGCCAACAGCCUGUCUGUCAGGAACUGUUUAUCAGUGGAGAUAUAUUCGCCAAGAUGAUUUCUUACAAGAUCAAUGGGACCGAACCACCCUAUGAUGAAUAUUGA